This is a messenger RNA of Drosophila guanche, 1939 nucleotides long. RefSeq lists its product as uncharacterized. Bases 191 to 1444 code for a protein of 417 amino acids. The record is from RefSeq and is a predicted model, not a curated record. Lineage: Eukaryota; Metazoa; Arthropoda; Insecta; Diptera; Drosophilidae. The transcript is spliced from 2 exons.
UUAUCAAAGGCUGUCUAAUAAAUACCUAAAAUUGAGCCACGAGGGCAAUUCUGAGUUGUCACCUUACAGCAAAUUUGAAAUAUUUAAUCAAAUUAAAAAGAAUUGUGAGAGCGAAAGACCAGGAGCAAUCGAGGAAAUCAAGUAUGGCGAUCUCAUUAGGUUCGCCGAUUGCUGUCAACAUAUUGCCCGUAUGCUCUUUGAAUGGGAUACAGAGCUAUACAGCAGCCUUGAGCAGUACAUGAAAUGUAAGAUCAGAAGCAUUCACAUUGACUUUGAAGAGGUGUACAAACGCUUGGAGACAACCUCGUCGAGGGACAAGGAAACCUACUGGGACUCCCUCAGCCAUGCCAUCAGGGAAGCAGGUCCCACAAAAGUCGUAUUGCGUUAUGCACCCGAAUCAUACCACUGUGAUCACAUGGAAGCAUUUCGCACAGUCAUGGGUCAGCUCCAAAACAAGCUAAAUCUGAAAGAGUUGGACAUAUAUGGACCGGGCUACACCCUAGAGGGUCUGGAAAAGCUUAAAAGCCUCGAGACACUCCGUUUAAAUAUUCGUAUGGAUAUUGAUGACUUGGUCGAGAGCUGUAUCCAGAACAAAAACUUAAAGAAAUUGUCAUACAUGAAUAAUGAAACGGGAGGAAAGAGGCUGGCCACGAUUGUUCCGCAUUGCGGUGACUUGGAAGAACUCACCUUCAAAAUGAGAACCGAUUGCGAUGCAAGCGAGUACAAGCCUUUGGCCAAGAUUCCCAAACUGAACCACUUGAAGAUCGCGGGUGUGCACGAGAAGGGCACUCUGCAGCCCCUGCUGGAGGCAUGCGUUGCCAAGCGGCGCAAACUGCUCACCAGAUUGUCCGUAGACGAUGUCCCAUUGGAUAAAACGGAAACACAGGCAAUGGCCCAGAUUGAAACACUAACCAAAGUGAAGUGUGGAUUUGACGAUCACCAGAGCAUUGGGCUCUUGUCCCAACUGACCAAACUCGGCUACUUAGAGAUACUCUCCGAGCAUGAUUUUUUGGCCAUAUCUGAGCAGGUUCUGAGCAUUCUUAAGGACUCGAUUGCGGAAAAGAGGAUUGACAUAGUAGAUAUGAACACUGCCAUCUGCUACCUACCAAGUGAGGGAUAUCUUACUCUUAGCAUAGGCGGAGAUAAUGUCAAUGCCUCCAACUUUGGUGCACUUGCGACUCUGCCAGGUUUGUGUUCGCUUGAAAUAUACGGAACGCCUCAAGUUGGUUCACUUAAGCCGAUUCUCAAUGAAUUAGCAGCGGCAUUCCGGAAAGCACCCACAUUGACGUCUUUGACGUUGAGAGAGAUCACAGCCGCGGAAGUCGCCAUCGUGUCUCAAAUCGCAUCCCUAAAGAGUUUGAAGUGCGGAUUUGCCGAAAAAGAGCAGAGGCCCUUGCCUGAAGAAAUGAUUGGGGAUGUGCCAGUAUUUUCGGGACUCCUCUAGGCCAAAACAAUUCUCCAAAAGCUCCUAGGGCGGCUACCCACUCACCAAGAAGUUAAUGAGGAUGCGCCAUCCUCCUCAGGUUCCGUCCAGAGCCGCCUGAAGAUAUUAGAGUGCGGAUUGGCCAAAACACUCAAAGCUGAGCUCCAAGAGCAGAUACCCCUGCCCAAAGAAAUGACUGAGCCUGUGCCAUCAUCCUCAGGAUCCGCCCAGAAGAUAUUGAAAUCACAGAACGCUGAGCUGCUAGCGCAACUACCCUUGCUCGAAGAAAUGACUUUUAUAUCUGGGCCAUUAUCCCCAGUAAUCUCAAAGCGCUUCCUGACUGCUCUGGCCGCCAAGGAGUCGCAGGUACUACAAAAACUUCAUUUCUCAGGGAAGGAAGCAAAGAUCGACACCGUGGCAGCAAAGGAACUGGCCCGCCUAAGGUCUUUGCGUACUCUGAAAUGUCAGUUCGCUGAUCCUCUGGACAUACAGCUGCUGUCUCACCUAACCGAGCUC